AUGGACGGAAAAGAGGUAUCGGAAAAAUCUAACGCUCCACCCAAACCAGCUGGGUGGUUUGGUGUACGUCAUGAACAAUACAUUCUGCUUUUUGCGGCUACCGUGAUAGUUUUCGGAAGUCGAACUCUCUUCAACGUAGCUAUCAUCGCCAUGAUCAGCAAUGAACCGCCCACUGCUGAUAUACCAACGUAUCCGGAAUGGACGGACAAGAAGAACAUCAUGCUGUCCUCUUUCUUCUGGGGUUACGUCUGUUUCCAGAUCGGCGCCGGACAACUGGCCAAAAAUUACGGACCCAAGCUCUUCCUUGGCUCCGCCAUCUUCAUAUGCUCCUUGGCCAUCAUCCUUUUGCCGAUAAUGGGCGAGAAGUUUGGGUACGGAGGGGUUAUAGCCUGCAGGGUUGUUCAAGGUAUGACCCAGGGGUUCCUGUUCCCUUCUGUGCACAAUUUGCUAAGCGCCUGGGUGCCCAUUGUUGACAGAGCAGUCAUUGGGAGUUUCGUGUAUGCAGCUGGUCCUUUGGGUAAUGUAUUGGCUAUGCCCAUAACUGGAGCAAUAUCUGCCUCUACUGUCGGAUGGCCCAUAACGUUUUACUUAUAUGGUGGUCUUGGUAUGACCUGGAUCAUCUUCUGGAUAAUUUUUGGAUCAGAUAGUCCCUCAAAGCAUAAAAGAAUAUCUCAAGAAGAAAGAAGAUAUUUGGAAGAUGGAGCCAGUACUGAAGAAAAAGAGGUCGUACCAACACCUUGGUCGUCCAUUGCUACCUCUUUGCCGUUCUACGCUAUACUGAUAGCCCAUUGUGGGCAAAACUGGGGCUUCUGGACUUUGCUCACGGAAAUACCAAGUUAUAUGGAGAACAUUCUGAAAUUCAAAAUAGCUUCCAAUAGUUACCUCUCUGCCCUUCCUUACUUUGUUCUCUGGCUGCUUAGUUUCGUCAUGAGUCCCAUAGCCGAUACAUUAAUAUUAAAGCAAGUAGUGAGCAGAGGCACCAGCACGAAAAUUUUCAACUCCAUAGGUUUGAUGGUGCCCGCCGUUGCUCUUUUCGCUCUCAAUUUUGUGGGUAGCUCCCAGAAGGAAGUCACGAUCGUUAUCCUGGUGAUUGCUGUUGGCUUCAACGCCGGUGUGCUUUCUGGUUUCAAUGUGAACCACAUAGACAUAUCCCCGAUCCAUUCUGGGACCCUCAUGGGGAUCACCAACAGUUUGUCCAACGUUUUCUCCAUCAUAGCCCCAUUGGCCGUGGACGCUGUCAAAUCCAUUACGGGCUAUGAAGAGACGGACAAAUCUAUGUGGAACAUAGUUUUCUCCAUAGCGGCCAUAAUCUACAUCCUUACUGGUACAUUCUACGCGUUCUUUGCGUCGGGUGAAGUACAGCCUUGGGACAACUUGGAACUUAGUAAAAAAAGCCCUGUUGGGCUCAGCAAAGAACAACUGGAGAAGAAAUAUGAUAGCGUCUAA
Messenger RNA from Anoplophora glabripennis (Asian longhorned beetle), 1446 nucleotides. Its product is annotated as putative inorganic phosphate cotransporter. NCBI's taxonomy places the organism in Eukaryota, Metazoa, Arthropoda, Insecta, Coleoptera, Cerambycidae. Gene Ontology annotation, cellular component: plasma membrane. The transcript is spliced from 8 exons. Gene Ontology annotation, biological process: monoatomic anion transport; transmembrane transport. The record is from RefSeq and is a predicted model, not a curated record. Gene Ontology annotation, molecular function: transmembrane transporter activity. Bases 1 to 1446 code for a protein of 481 amino acids.